Messenger RNA from Artibeus jamaicensis (Jamaican fruit-eating bat), 1716 nucleotides. It is a transcript of the gene NUDT13, whose product is annotated as nudix hydrolase 13. Bases 234 to 1292 code for a protein of 352 amino acids. The record is from RefSeq and is a predicted model, not a curated record. Gene Ontology annotation, molecular function: metal ion binding; hydrolase activity. The transcript is spliced from 10 exons. Lineage: Eukaryota; Metazoa; Chordata; Mammalia; Chiroptera; Phyllostomidae.
CCCCACUUCCCAGGAACGUUUCAAGUUUCUUGGCGUUUGCUGAUUUUGAGGCCUACAACGGCACCCCCAACAGAAUUCAGAAUAGAGAGGGAGAGAAGGAGAGAGAGAGGAAGGGAGGGGGAGAAACACUGAUGUGAGAGAGAAGCAUUCACUGGUUGCUUCCUGUACGCACCCAAACUGGGAAUUGUACAUGCCCAGACUGGGGAUCGAACCUGCCACCCAGGGGCCCGACAAUGUCUUUGUACGGUGGGACUGCUUGCAGGAGAAAAUCUUUUUGGUGCUACAGGCUGCUGUCGACCUAUAUCACUAAGACCCGGUAUUUAUUUGAACUGAAGGAAGAUGAUGAUGCAUGUAAAAAAGCCCAGCAGACAGGAGCAUUUUACCUCUUUCAUAACCUGGCUCCUUUGCUUCAGAAAUCAGAACAUCAAUACCUGCUGCCCCAGUAUAGCCUAGUAGAGUUGGAAAAGCUCCUGGGAAAGCUUGGACAGGAUACACAAAGAGUAGAAGAUUCUGUGCUGAUUGGAGGCUCUGAACAGCACGAAGCAUGGUUUGCUCUGGACCUGGGUCUAAACAACUCCUCUUCCACGAGUGCUUCCCUACAGAAACCAGAAGUGGAGGCAGAGCUCAAGGGGUCUUUCACUGAGUUCAGGGAGGCUCUCUUUCGGCUGAAUGCGAAGGAUGCCUCCUUGCUAUCCACAGCUCAGGCCCUCCUCCGCUGGCAUGAUACUCAUCAGUUCUGCAGUAGAAGUGGGCAGCCCACCAAGAAGAAUGUGGCUGGCAGCAAGCGUGUGUGCCCUUCUAAUAAGAUCAUCUAUUAUCCACAGAUGGCUCCUGUGGUGAUCACGCUGGUGUCAGAUGGGACUCGAUGCCUGCUUGUCCGCCAGAGUUCCUUCCCCAAGGGAAUGUACUCUGCCUUGGCAGGUUUUUGUGAUAUAGGUGAAAGUCUGGAAGAGGCUGUCCGGCGAGAAGUAGCAGAAGAGGUGGGCUUGGAGGUGGAGAGACUGCAGUACUCUGCAUCCCAGCACUGGCCCUUUCCUAACAGCUCACUCAUGAUUGCCUGUCACGCAGCUGUGAGUCCUGGACAGACAGAGAUCCAGGUGAACUCGAGAGAACUAGAAGCAGCUGCCUGGUUCAGUCAUGAUGAGGUGGUCAUGGCCUUGAAGAGAAGUAACCCAUAUACUAAGCAACAGAAUGGAACUUUCCCAUUCUGGCUGCCCCCUAAGUUAGCCAUUGCUCACCAGCUGAUUAAGGAGUGGGUGGAAAAACCAACCUAUCCUUCCCUGCCUGCUUAGCUCAAACCAGGCCACCUACACCCCUCCCUCAGCAUCUCAGAGGGGCGUAUCAAAUGUCAGUCGAGAAUGAGAGGUGACAAAAUGCCAUAUGCGGCCAAACUCAUGUUAAGGAAGAGAAUAAGGCAAGCCAACAGCAAGACCCCUCUCCCAGCGGUGUUAGUGAAAGCUGUUCCUACUCACGGGCAAGCAGAGAUGCCAGAGUAAGAAGAGAGACUACUGGGAUGCCAACCGUCAAAGCCAGGGGGAAGGCCAUGGCUUCAGUUCAGAUGGAGGCCCUUGUUCACCCAUCUUCUCCGAAACCUUGGGUGCAAACAACUGAUGGCAUGUGGCUUGUUAAUGCUGGGUUUAUAUCUAACUGCCAAAAUGUGCCUGGUAUAAUUUUGGUUAAAACUUUUACUAUUAAAAAAUAUAUAGCAAAUCUCAA